AUGACAGGGAAAUGUGCAAAAUGCCCCAAUGAGUGGCUACUAGAAAUUACAGCAGAUGCACCUCUGCAUGAAACAAUGAGUUGGUGUCAGUGAGAAGGAGUAACACACACCAUGCCAGGGAAACGAUGAAAAGGUCAGCAACAGCUAGGUUACAAGGAUGCUGAAGGUCCUUAAAGAGAGCAUAAUUGAGGAGGCUAUAACAUCCCUAAUGAAGAAGACGCCUCAUUAUUUGCAGCACGUCUUCAUCCAUAGAAAACAGACCAAAUUUUUCCAGGAGAAAGUCCAAAAUCCUAAUGUCAAAGAGGCAGUUGUUCAGAUUGAUUUUGCAGAUAAUUACACUUGCUUUCAACAAGAUGAAAUUCAACCAGCCUGCUGGAGUCAAGAACAAGUGACUCACUUCCCUGUGGCGAUCUGGGCCAAAACUGGUGAAAACAAGGCCAUUUGUAAUUCCUAUGCCAUUGUCUCCAAAGUCACAAAAGGCAAAGGUCCACUUCUUGAGAAGGACAUGAUUUUUGUUCCACUUAACCAACAUUCAUUGCACUGGUACUUCCUUGCUGUGUUUCCAAGCAAGAAGUGCAUUCUAGUACUUGACAGCAAGAGUGGGGAUUUUGUUAAAUCAACUGCUUUCCAGUCAGCUAAGAAGAUGAUGUCAUUUCUGGUUGAUGUUGACAAUACUAUUGAUGUUAGCCAGAGGGAGUUUUACUCCAGUAAAGCAAAGGAGAUUCCACAACAGCAUAAUGACUUUGAUUGUGGUGUUAUUGUAUGCCUGUAUGCCACAUGUUUAGCCAGUAGUAAGAUGCUGACCCAAAGCAGUAUUCAAGAAUUCAGGAAAGCCAUGACCUUGGGACACCAUGACAAAGUUCUGCACUCUAUACCACCAACAGGGUUCUCGCCCAGAGAUGGUAGAGUGCUUGAAGCAAGUGCGCUAUUUGUAAAAAUCAAGUUUCUUCACAAAGUUGGUGCAAACACAUUUGAUUGGCCAGAAAGGGAUGACUAA
Molecule: messenger RNA, 997 nt
Organism: Pocillopora meandrina
Lineage: Eukaryota; Metazoa; Cnidaria; Anthozoa; Scleractinia; Pocilloporidae
Source: the annotation of a GenBank genome assembly